Penicillium alfredii is the source of this 2337-nucleotide messenger RNA. RefSeq names its product cell division control 45 family protein. The transcript is spliced from 2 exons. Lineage: Eukaryota; Fungi; Ascomycota; Eurotiomycetes; Eurotiales; Aspergillaceae. Gene Ontology annotation, biological process: mitotic DNA replication preinitiation complex assembly; double-strand break repair via break-induced replication; DNA replication initiation. Bases 1 to 2337 code for a protein of 778 amino acids. The record is from RefSeq and is a predicted model, not a curated record. Gene Ontology annotation, cellular component: DNA replication preinitiation complex. Gene Ontology annotation, molecular function: DNA replication origin binding; chromatin binding; single-stranded DNA binding.
AUGCAGACCACCAAUGGUGGAAGCGGCGGUGUCGCAGUCUGCCUGGGCGUCGGUGGACUGGUCGAUCUGGGCGAGAUUCUGUGUCUGAGCAACCCGGAAGACGAGGUCGAGGAUAUGGGAGGCGUCGAGAUCUGGAUCUUUGACGCGCGCCGGCCGUGGAAUCUGGGGAACGUCUUCGGCGGACAAACGGGUCUCGGUCAGGCCAUGGCGGAAAUUGAUGUCAACGCGCGACGGCGAGGCCGCGGAGUCGAUAAGGGCUGCAUUACUCCUGCCUACUCGUCGAAAAGUGGCGGUAUUGUUGUGUAUGAUGACGGCGAUAUUGAAGAGGAGCUGGGCAGUGCUCGGGAGGCAUACUACGCGUUGUUGGAGAUGCCCGAGGUCGAUGACGAUGAAGAUGACGCGAGUGACGACGGAUCUACUGGUGAUGCAGAGGAAGACACAAAGUCCGGGUCCAAGAAGCGUAAAUCUUGGUCGGGGCGCGAAGACGAGGAUGACUCGGAGGAUGAAGACGGGCCUCCUCGGCAGCGGAGGAGAAGCAAUUCAGGCUCUUCAUUAACAUCGUCCCCCAGUCGCCGAAGGAGGACCGGGAUCAAUUCAUCCAAUUCAUCACGUUCGCCAACUCCUACAACGGACUCGCCUUCGCCGGAAGAGCCGAAACAGCCCUCAGCCCGGUCAUUGAAGCGGCGUCUGGUUCGUCUCAAGAGGAAACACGAAACUGUGCUACAGACAUAUUACUCUGCCGGAACUUCCUACUCCGAGCCAAUCUCGUCGCUGGUGUAUUCGCUCGCAUCUGAACUUGGACGUGAAGACAAUGAUCUUCUAUGGCUUGCCAUCGUCGGUGUUUCUAGUCUGGAACUCAGCGGCCGUACAAUGACCGGCGUGGGUAUUUCGAACACCUCGGAAUCAGGAGGAUCAGCAGGCUGGGGUGGACAGCGCGGCGAACAUAUCCGCCAAAUAAUGCGAGACGAGGUCCAUCGUCUGAACCCGCCUGACCCGUUCGAGCGAGACCGAGAUAUCCGGGGCGAGAUCAAUGGCGUCAUUCCGACUACGGCGAGGUCCCCUACCGACACCUCCAUUCGGCUCUCUCCUGAGCCGCGCUUCUUGCUUGUCCGACACUGGUCGCUAUAUGAGAGCAUGCUUCACAGCCCUUACCUUGCGCCACGACUUCAUGUUUGGACCGAGAACGGCCGCAAGCGACUGCAUAAGCUCUUGGCCAAAAUGGGUAUUAGUCUGACCCAGUGCCACCAAUAUUAUACGCAUAUGGACAUGGAGUUGAAACGGGUUCUACGGGGCCGUCUGCUCAAGUAUGCGCCUAUGUACGGUCUGGAUGGACUCGUCCCUCCUGAACCAUCUGGACAUACUAGUUCCCGCGAAGGAUGGGGCUUUGUGCGCUGCUGGGGCUGGAAAGCUUGUCUUUCUGCAACGGAUGUGGGUGUCAUUAUAGGCGCAAUGCUGGAGGUUGGGCCGCACGAGGGCUCUGGAUCGUGGGAUGCCAAACGUCUGCCCCGAGCACGACCCGCAAAUGACGAUACUGAAAAUGGUGGCUCGGCUGAGUCUGAUUUGGCCAGCCUUCUUCCCCGAUUCUGGGGUGCAUACGAUGCUCUCUCACUGACAUCAGAGUCACCCACGCUCCUGCUGGAAUCGCUCCCGCUAGCGCAACACCUGCACCGUGCCAUCCUCCGGACCGGCACAUCUUUACUUUCAAAGCAUCAAAUCCGCCAUCUUCGAGCAUUCCGCAUUGCUGUCGUCAAAGAUGGCCCGGACGUCAAGCUCUUCACCAACCCCGGUGCCCUGACGAAACUGGCCCUCUGGGUCGCAGAGGCAAUUCGAGUGCAAGAGCGCGAACGUGGUGACGCCGUCAAAAUUGGCAAAAAGAGAGCAGCCGGAACCCCUCUCGUUCUCGCCGGGCUUGAUGAAGAUCGCGAUCUCUAUGUGGUUGUAGGAACUGGUGGUGGCGGUGGUGUCAUUGACUUCGCGGCUUUGUCCAAGCGCCAAGAGGAGCGUCGCAAGAAGAAAGAGGAAAAGGAAAAGAAGCAGAAGGAACGCGCUGAACGCAAGGCCCAACGAGCUGCUGAACGUGCUGAGCAAGAAGACGAUGAGGAGGAAGAAUCGGAGGAGUCGGAGUCGUCAUCCGAGUCCGAAUCUGAAGAUGAAGAUGACUCGCGGGGGAAGAAGCACCUUCUCCGCAACCGAUUCGGUAUUGCCUUCCAGGAGGUGGUCCAGGAAACCAGCGCUCGUGUGCGCAUAGACAGUUUCGAGCACUGCGUCGUCGAGGUGCAGAAAGAUGACCUCGGCGGCUUCCUCGAGGCCCUGAGCUUCCGCAGCGUGGUGGGCUAA